This is a messenger RNA of Phytophthora nicotianae INRA-310, 441 nucleotides long. RefSeq lists its product as hypothetical. The record is from RefSeq and is a predicted model, not a curated record. Gene Ontology annotation, biological process: mRNA export from nucleus in response to heat stress; positive regulation of translational initiation; transcription initiation at RNA polymerase II promoter. The transcript is spliced from 3 exons. The coding region runs from base 1 to 441 and encodes 146 amino acids. Lineage: Eukaryota; Oomycota; Peronosporomycetes; Peronosporales; Peronosporaceae. Gene Ontology annotation, molecular function: nucleotide binding; translation initiation factor binding. Gene Ontology annotation, cellular component: P-body; RNA polymerase II, core complex.
AUGGCGUUUUCUUUUCGACCUUUGAUGGAGUCGAAUGACGCUGUAGAGCUGAAUUCGGGCGAAGACUUCGAGAAUAACACCUGUCUAUCCAAAGCCGAAGUAGCUAUCUUCCUGGAUAAGCAGAAGAUCAAUUACGUUGAGCAGAAGAAAAUGUUCGCGAGUGGUUCAAAAAAAUGCAAGACACGCUUCACUGGAACAAAAGACCCUGUGGCCAACCAAGCUGCUGUUAUUGAGCUUCGUGAGUACGUGACUUUUAAUAUCCUAAUUCGCUCUCGUUUGAGCAUGGAGGAGUUCGAGAUCGCAAGCUUGUCCAAUUUGUACCUGGAGGAAGUAGAAGAAGCUGUGGCUCUGAUUCCAAGUCUGUCCCAGCACUUUACUGACCACGAGAUCGAGGAAAUGCUUGGUGUUAUCUCGCUUUUGAUGGCGCAAAUGUUUCACUGA